UACAUGAAGUGUGAAAAUGAAAAAGGAAAGAACGUAGGAUGAUGAUAUCUAACAACAGACAUAAGCACUGUGGAAACACAAAUGUUCUAGAAUAUUUAAAAAAAAAAACAACCGAUACAGUAAAGUUAAAGAUGCCACUUUCAUAAAACUGUCGAACUUUAAUAAAAAUGUAUGAGUUGUUUGAAUUUGUAAAACUUCUGUCUGUGAAACCAGCCCACCACAAUCGAGGGAAAACCGACAUUAUAAAAUUAGCAUGGAAAGAGGAAGGAGAAAUUAGUUUCCUAGCUCUUUUAUGCUCAAAUGAAUACAUAUUAUUACGAUAUGACGUCUCUAGUCGAACCCCUGUUAUCAAGCAGUUACCUUGGCUACCUGAAAAAAAAAUUGCAUCCAUGUGUUUUGAUCCCACCAUGACUUGGCUGCUUAUUGCUACUGAAACAUCUGAAGAGAUCUACAUUAUCCCGGCUCUGUCAAUUGUUGAUUCUGAUGCCAUUGUUAACAGAAUUUUUACAACAGAUGAUGUGACUGUUAGAGCAUUUCACUUAACUAGAGGCAAUGUAUGCCACGCUCUGUGGUGGCAGACUUUAGAAGGAAGGCAAGUGGCUAUCCUAGCCACUAAUAUAGGUGAAAUUGUGUUUAUUGAUCUUGUGGAUGCCGAUGUGUUUACUAAGGUGACCAUAGAUGUAACAAUAACAGAUAUGUCUUUAUCUCAAGAUGACCUACAGUUAAAUACAUUUCUUGUGAUCACAACUGUAUCUGGAAACCAGUGGAAACUUCUGUUAGAAACCAAAGCAACUGUCUUUAGUUUUUCUCCCGACCCUGUCCUUCAAGAGAUGGGCUAUGAUGAUAUUGAUGGCUUUUCUGUGCCAUCAAGAACUAUUUUAGACUCAUCUGAAGAGAAUAAUGGUCUGUUCAGCCCAUCUCAGUUCCAAAACUUUCAGCCGCCAACUUUCCUGCAGCCUCAGUAUGCCAGAGGAAGACAUUUUUUAACUGCUCACUGUACAGCUACUUCAACAUUGCAGGUGUUGAGCUCUGUCACAGAGAGUAACCCGCUCUUUGUUUACAAACUACCAGUUGGGACUGAGAGUUCCAUUCUAACCGAUAAAUUAAUUUUCACCAUAAAAAGUCAAGCUAAUGACAAGAAGUUGAUUAUUCUAUCAAAUCAGAAGUCUGAAAAUUCAUUGGAUGAUCAAGAUUUUAAUGAAGAAGCCAUGGUUCAACAGUUCAACUUACCAGAGGGUGAAACUCUACUGGGUGUACUUAAAAAACGCUACCCCUUCUAUUAUCACGAGCAUCGUGAAAAUGAGUGGUCUAAACGUCUCAGAGGGGGCAGCAUUAUCCAACCCUUGAAAAAUCAUGAUGCGCAGCUUGAUUCUUCCGUCCUCAUGAUCCCAGUGACCACACACACAGUACUUGAUGGGUGUAUUAUAGUCACCAACUGCUCUGUGUAUGAGAUUAGGCCAUGUAUUUCACCUGAAAGACUUUUCCUGCAUUUGGCCAUGACUCUUCCUGAAACAACUGUAGCUGAAAAUCUGGCAAUAAGUGUAGGCCUUGACCUUACAAGUCUGUCAGAGCUUGCUGCAGAGUUUAUGUUGAAGCAGUCUUUCUUUGGAAAAGCUAUGAAGCUCUACACUUUGUCUAAGAAGAUACAAAAGGUCCAUAUGAGGCAUUCAGAAAAAUGUACUGAAUGGGGUGGGAAUGGCAAGUGCCCAGCAACAAAACGAACAGGGGGACUGGCUCGAUAUGGAUGCAUUUCUGAAACUAUGAUACAUCUUCGGCAAGUGCUGAGCAGCCCAAACUUUGAACUGAACACAUGGGAGAGAAAGUUUCUCUCCAACAUGCUUUUACAUUGCUUUGUGUACCAGCUGCAUAAUUCAGGCCAAGCUGCUGGCAAUAUUUAUGCUGGGUUGAGUGAUUUCCUUACUGGGAGCUUCUCAUUUGAUGAGUCUGUGGCACUCAACUUACUGGCAGAUUUUGGGGAGGUGGAUCUGUUGUUGUCCAUAGCAAAAGCAAGGGGAUUGGUUGUGGAAGCUCUGUCAGCACUCAUUAAGUCACAAGCUUUUUCUUCUGUUUCAUUUUUGUCACUCAAUGACCUAGUUCAGCGAGGAUUUAGUGCUCAUCUUUUACAAUCUGGCAAUGGUUCCCUUGUGCCUUGUCUUCCCCCUGAUGACUUGAUCAGACUCCUCAGCACCCGGCCACAACUGGCAAUUCAGAACUGCCAGAUUUUAAAGCCUCUGUUGCCAGUAUUGAAGGAAACACAGCUCUUGGAACUGGCCAGGAUUUUUGACCCAUCAAAGUCUGUCAUGAGGGGAACACUGCUUAGACUACAGACCGUACGAAGGAGAACAAAUAGUUUGACUUCACUGGGAUCAUGUACAAGUGACACCAUGGACAACUCAAAUGAUUCUGGAGAUCUAUCAGGGGAAUUCCUGAUUAAUUUUUUCUUAGAAGUUGUUUUGUAUCUAAAUUAUAACCGAAGACUUGCAACAUGUACACCACCACAGCAAAGUAUAAGCUUUGAUUCAAUUAUCACCUGCCCAGCUGAUCAGCUUGAUAUUGAGAAAACUGAAGAAAGCUCUAAUGAAAGUCGCAAGAGACUGUCAGUCCAGAUCCAGCCUGUGUCAUGUGGGCCUAAACAUUCCGCUGCCAUUAGAAACGGAGACCUUUACACCUGGGGCAGGUCCAACUCUGGGAGGCUAGGCCAUGGAGAGUUGUCUCAAACUGUUUGCCCCCCAAUGCUGGUUGAAACCCUGCACAUCCUCAAGCUAAAGGUCAUGUCUGUUGCUUGUGGGAACGAGCACACAUUAGCCCUGACACAACAAGGGGUCUACGGCUGGGGUAACUCCAAGUAUGGACAAGUUGGUGUGGGUACACGUCAUGUAUACAAGCGCCCAAUGUUGCUGGAAACUCUGCAGCCUGAGACUGUUAUUGCUCUGGACUGUGGACAUUAUCAUUCCCUGGCCUUGACCUCAGAUAACCAGGUCUACUCGUGGGGCUGGGGUGUCCACGGACAGCUGGGCCAUGGGAACCCUGAGGAUUGUUUGAUACCUACCCAUGUCCGCUUCCUUCUGAGUCUCUCGGUGGUGAAGAUUGCUGGUGGCUAUGCUCAUUCGCUUGUGCUAACUGAACCUGGCGAUGUAUGGUCAUUUGGCUGUGGUUAUUUUGGCCAGCUUGGUGUGGGGGUCAACCACAAGACAACCAUCCCACUGAAGGUUGUUCUGCCAACCCCAAUGCCAGUAGUAGCAAUAGGAACCAAAUACUUUCACUGUGUGGCUGUGACUGCUUCAAACAAAGUGUAUGUGUGGGGUCUCCAUCCUCAAAAUUUGCGCCAGGUAGCCUCUUCUCUAAGGAACGCCAGAUUGGCUGGUGUUCAGUCUCAGGACCAAAAUGCUUACAUGUUGCCGAGUGUAGUAGAAACAACUUACGUGCAUGGUCAAAUUAAUACGGUUGCUUGUGGAAGCCUUCAUAGCUUGUUGUUAACUGAGGAUGGUGGGGUGUAUGUAUGGGGGAGAAAUCUUGAAGGGCAGCUUGGAACAGGAUCUAGACAGGACGAGCGCAUCCCUAAAAUGUUGACUGCUAUAAAUGACCAACACAUGGUCUCCAUUGCUAGUGGGGGUGAAUUCAAUCUGGCAUUUGACGUGGAUGGCGGAGUUUGGGUUUGGGGCAAGAAUGAUUCGGGGCAGUUAGGGUAUGCCAAACCAUGGGGAGAGGGUCAAAGUUCAAAGUCUCAAUCAAACAGCGUUUACCGUCGCCAGAUGUCGACUCACGCAAGUGACGCCAACAUUCCCUCGGCCAUGAGGGGAAUACCUCAGUCUGACACGAGCAGCUCCCAUUGGCUGGCUCUGUUGUCAUCUCUGAACCACAACAGUAUGUGGACUGAGCCUGUGGAAGAAGAAUGUGAAAGCUCAUUGGACAGCUUGCCAAAUCUGGACAAACUAGGAUCAAAUGUUUAUGAUAGCUGUGUAGUUCCUGUCACUCUUAAGGUGAUGGAGAAUGUAGGUGAUGCAAGUCUUUGCCUUCAGAAGUGUGUGGACCUGGGGAAUUGGUUAACUGCUGGCCACAUCAGUUGUCUGUUGGAAGAUUUCAUUCAGGCUUUGUACUAUCGGCUGAAAGCAGUAACAGCUGAAGCUUCUAAGUCAACCAAGCAAGACCUCAUGACAUUGUGUGCACAGUUGGUAAAGCAUCACAUCAAUCUUGUUAUUUCCAGUGCUAGUCCUCACAAGAACUUAUUGCAGUUGUGUAACAAUGCUCUUCACUUCUGGCAGCUCCACUCCUUCCCCAUCUCACAGCUGGAAGACAUCUUCUCACUUCACCUGGAACAUCUCUCAGCAUGGCUGGUGGAGGUUGUCUUAAGGCAUCACACUGGAGAGCAAGCCCACCCAGUUGCCCCCUUCACCUCUCAGUUUUCAUUGAAAGUCCUGAAGACUUACAUGGACGCUAAAGUGGGGGUGAAGAGUGGCGCCAAGUCCAGUGUGGACUGGCAGCAGCUGUUGUCUGACGGAGCCGUUGACCCGUCCUUGCUGGUCAGCAACAUUCCCAGGCUACAGCGAGAAAAACUGACACCGAGGGACCGGCUUUGGACUGACAUUCUUAGAAACAUGAAAAAAGAAACAGGGGUAGUUACUCUAACACACACUCAGCUAGAUCACCUAGAGGAACAAGAGUUACUCAGAACUGGAGGAGCUGCUCCAGCCCACCUUAAAUCUGUAGUUUUCACUUGUGGACAUCAUUACUCCGAGUCCAGCUUCAAGUCUGAAAUUGACCAUCGACUAACAGCUGAACUGACCAGCAGCAGCCAAACCAAGCUACCCAACUCGGCUAUGUUGGUCAAGCAGAUACUCUCCAAGCCAGGCUUAAAGCCCAGUGCCUGCCCUAGGUGCAUUCUACAUGGUUUGAAAGUGGUUUAGGAGAACAGAGAUAUUAAUGCUGAUGAUAGUUUGUUUUAUGAUCAUAGCUGAUCGUGACAGUAACAGAGUAGUAUUUGUAUUGAUUUAAACUCUACAGUGUCUUUCAAAGAUUCAAGAUUUUUUUUCUUAUUUUUGAAAUUUAUAUUUAACAGAAUUUGAAUAUUCCUAAUGAUCACCUAAUUGCAUUUUUAUUAUUGUUGCCAUUUUCCAUAUGUAUGACUCUUAUAAUUUAUAAAAUUUUGAUAAUUUGCUUUAUAGUUGUACACAAAUGUUAAAGUAAGAAAUUUUUUUUUUAAUAUACUAACAAACAGGAGAAAGUAAUUUAUUACUGUUAAACAAAAUAUGCAUUUUAGCAUUAUCUUAUGAUUUUAAAAUCUUUAAUAUGUACUUAUUUCAUAUGACCACAUAUACUGCUAUGCUACUGAAUAGUGCCUUGCAAUCAAAUGCCAAAUAUAAAACUAUGCUAAAAGAUUAAAAAUUCAAUGCUUAGAUUUUUUAAAAAUACAGUUGCAUAGUUUUGAAAAAAAAUGUAUGGAUUAUAUUAUUUUUACUUGUAAUUUGAAUCAGCCAUUUUAUGUCAACAGUGAAUAAAGAUAAUAUUUAAAGCUUUUGCUUUUAAAGACUCCAUGUAGAUAUUUGUUUUCAGUGCAUUUAGUAUGUUUAGUAAUGUAUUAAUAUAUAAAUAACAACAGAACAAGAUAGAGUUAUGGAAAUAGGCUUUGUUUAUUAAAUUGAAAUAGUACAUAGGUUUGUAAAAUAUUUCAAUUAUUGGCACAGAUCAUGCAUGAAGAAAGUUAAAAAAAUUGACUAGAAAAAUUUUCUUGAUAUGUUACUGCAGCUUUGACAUCCUUAGUUCUUUUGUAUUCAGACAAAGCUGGACUGGAUAUAAUUUAAAAUAAAAA
Physella acuta is the source of this 5806-nucleotide messenger RNA. RefSeq lists its product as uncharacterized. NCBI's taxonomy places the organism in Eukaryota, Metazoa, Mollusca, Gastropoda, Physidae. The record is from RefSeq and is a predicted model, not a curated record.